This is a messenger RNA of Dreissena polymorpha, 1074 nucleotides long. RefSeq lists its product as uncharacterized. Lineage: Eukaryota; Metazoa; Mollusca; Bivalvia; Myida; Dreissenidae. The transcript is spliced from 3 exons. The record is from RefSeq and is a predicted model, not a curated record. The coding region runs from base 1 to 1074 and encodes 357 amino acids.
AUGAACUGGAAAGGCACAUGUGGACAACACUGCAACACCAAGUCCAAUGAGAGGGGCUUGAGGCUCUUGGAAUUUGCCAGUUACAAUGACCUCAUGCUGGCAAAUAGGUUUGGCUCGCACAAGCCGUCAAGAAGAGCCACAUGGCACAGAUCCAGUGAAGAACACCAUAGCCAAAUAGAUUACAUUAUGGUGAAAAAACGCUUCCGCUCCGGUGUGAACGUAACCCAGACACGGAGCUUCUCAGGGGCCGACAUUGGGAGCGAUCAUGAGCUUUGUCUAAUGACCUUCAAGCUACACCUGAAGAAAGCCAACAAACUGGGCCACACAAGAAUAAAAUUCGACCUCGAAAGACUGAAAGACCCAGAGGUAGUAGAAGCCUUCCAAGCAACGAUUGCGGUGACUGAAGCGGCCAGUGAAAUCCUUGGAAAACACCGCUCAGUCAAAAAGCCCUGGGUCACAGCCGAUGUACUCAAUCUUUGCGACAAACGGAGAGACCUGAAGAAGAAAAAGAACGACACAGAAGGCGCAAAGCAGUACAAAGCAGUCAACCAAGAAAUCAAGAAAAGCAUGAAAAAGGCAAAGGAGAACUGGAUUGAAGAACAAACCACGGGAGACCCAGAGGUAUCGAAUGUCCCUCCAGCAACCAACAACGACGACCACCCCAUCCUUCGUGCAGAAGUGGAAGCAGCAAUAAAAUCGCUGAAGAAGGGGAAGUCAGCAGGAAUGUACAAUAUCCCAGGAGAGCUGGAACAGGCGGGGGGGGAGAUGAUCAGUGCUUUACUGACCAUCUGCAACAAGAUCUGGCAGACGGGGAAGUGGCCUACAUCUUGGACGCAGUUCCUCAUCAUCACCCUCCCAAAGAAAGGCAACUUACAGCUAUGCCAGAACUACAGAACUAUUAGCCUCAUCAGCCACCCGAGUAAAGUCAUGCUUAAGAUUUUACUGGACAAAUUGAAGCAACAAGCAGAGAAGAUCAUCGCUGAAGAACAUGCAGGCCUUAGACAAGGGCGCAGUACAACUGAGCAGAUCUUCAACCUCAGGAUACUGUGCGAGAGGUACCUACAACACCAAUAG